Ochotona princeps (American pika) is the source of this 1260-nucleotide messenger RNA. RefSeq names its product ubiquitin-conjugating enzyme E2 E3-like. Gene Ontology annotation, cellular component: nucleus. NCBI's taxonomy places the organism in Eukaryota, Metazoa, Chordata, Mammalia, Lagomorpha, Ochotonidae. The transcript has a single exon. Bases 155 to 724 code for a protein of 189 amino acids. Gene Ontology annotation, biological process: protein polyubiquitination. Gene Ontology annotation, molecular function: ubiquitin conjugating enzyme activity. The record is from RefSeq and is a predicted model, not a curated record.
CCUCUGGGCUCUUUUCUGUCUUUUUUUUUUCCCCUCCUCCUCCUCCUCCUUGUUCUUUUGGACAAAAUGUCGGUCAGUGAUGUAAAAAUUGAGCAAGGGACCUCGGUGGCAUUGGGAGCUUUGCAGAAGUUUUCCAAGAGGUCACUUCACCAAAAUGUCCAGUGAUAGGCAGAGGUCCGACGAUGAGAGCCCCAGCACCAGCAGUGGCAGUUCUGAUGCGGACCAGCAAGACCCAGCCGCCCCAGAGCCCGAGGAGCAAGAAGAAAGAAAACCUUCUGCCACCCAGCAGAAGAACACCAAACUCUCCAGCAAAACCACUGCUAAGUUAUCCACUAGUGCUAAAAGUGCUGGGCCUAAAGGAGAUAACAUUUAUGAGUGGAGAUCGACUAUACUUGGUUCACCAGGUUCUGUAUAUGAAGGUGGUGUGUUUUUCCUGGAUAUCACAUUUUCAUCAGAUUAUCCAUUUAAACCGCCAAAGGUUACUUUCCGAACCAGAAUCUAUCACUGCAACAUCAACAGUCAGGGCGUCAUCUGUUUGGACAUCCUUAAGGACAACUGGAGUCCUACUUUGACUAUGUCAAAGGUUUUGCUGUCUAUUUGUUUCCUUUUGACAGACUGCAACCCUGCGGAUCCUCUGGUUGGAAGCAUAGCCACUCAGUAUUUGCCCAACAGAGCAGAACAUGACAGGAUAGCCAGACAGUGGACCAAGAGAUACGCCACAUAAUUGACAUAUUUGUAUGCAGUGUGAAGGAGCGGAAGGCAUCCUCUCACUGCGCUGCAAAUCUUUAUAGCCUUUACGAUACGGACUUCUGUGUAUAUGUUAUACUGAUUCUACUCUCUGCUUUUAUCCUUGGAGACUGGGAUACUCCCCAAAAAGGUAAAUGCUACCAAGAGUAGAACUUUGUAGCUGUAGAUUAGUUAUGUUUAAAACGCCUACUUGCAAGUCUUGCUUUUUUGGGAUAUCAAAAUGUAUUUUGUGAUGUACUAAGGAUAUUGGUCCUGAAGUCUACCAAAUAUUAUAGUACAUUUUAGCCUAAUACAUUAUCUGUAUGAAGUUAUAAAAAGUAGCUGUAGAUGACUAGAAAUUAUGUCAUUUGUAUUAAACCCAGAUCUAUUUCUGAGUAUGUGGUUCAUGCUGUUGUGAAAAAAAUGUUUUACCUUUGACCUUUGUCCGUUUGUAAUGAGAGGAUUUCCUUUGACCCUUUGUAGCUCAGAGAGCACCUGAUGUAUCAUCUCCAACACAAUAAACAUGCUCCUGAA